GUACGAAAAGUGGAACGACGAGCGGUUGCAUUGAAGCCUGCUUUUGAACUGGCAUGUCUUUGAGCUGUCUUUGCCUCCCUCAUUCAUCAUCAUCUGUCAUACCGGUACCAUCCGUCCAUCCAUCCAUCAAUCAAGAGGCGUUGCUAGCUAGUACAAUUAAUUGUAAACUAAUGCCUCGUUUGAUCAGAUAGCACUGAAGAAAGAGUGCUCCUCGUCCGAGAAAGCACAGAUACAAACAACUCAUUGGCAUCACUAGUAUCAACAAAAAACAAGAUGGGAUCCGCUCCUUCAAAGACCCUGGAAGAGUGGUCUUCGGAAGAUCUUUCCCAAGAAUUGACCCGAUUGGGCCCCAAGUACCAAAGCUAUAGUGGUGCAAUUGCCGACAAUGGGCUGGAUGGUUCCAUUCUGGCCAGUUUGACGGACCAAGAACUGGACGAGACAUUGGAUGACUUGGGCUUUCAGAAUCGACUACAUCGUCUUGUCGUCCGCAAAAAGUUGGCAGCGGUGUCUCGCAGCAGCAGCAAAAGUACUAGUUCCGAAGAAGAGUUGACUCAAUGGAGCAGCCAUCCCUGCUUGGAGGAGACCACGACAGCAAUCCACAGUGUCAGCAUCAAUAAUGACAAGAAAAAUGCCCAAGAGAAUCAACAACAACAAGAAGGAGAGAAGAAGGACCAACAAGUCACCCCAAAGAGAGAAGAUGAGGUUGACACUGAUGAGGAACUGACUGAAGCCGACUUGGCCAUUUUUGAUGACAUUGUGGCUGAUAUUCUGGAAAAGACGAACGACAGUUCCAUCUGUUAUGUGGGAGUGCAUCUCAUUCAAAACGAGGGACAACUACUCCUCAGUGGAGCCUUGCGAGAAUCGGAAGACGACGACGAUCAUUCCGUCGAUUCACUCCAACGAUGGCAUUUGCGACCUCAUCAAGAAUCACUCUGUUCCACUCUGGUUCGAACCAAAACACAAGACACUUUCAUGAAGGUCAAAUUGCCACGCAUGGGCAUGACGUAUCGAGGACAUGUCCUGUGCAACUCGCACGGGCAUCGGGUCGGAUCCGUUUGUCUCAUUGAAAAACUCGUGCGCAGUCACAACCACAACAACAAAUCUAGUAUUAUACAAAGUGACAAUUACGUAUCGUUCCUCCAGGAAAUGGCCGGACGCGUCGAACGACACAUGCGACCCCGCGAAACGCUCAUUACCAAAACCGCCGCUCGAAAAGCCCGUCUCAAACUCUCGUUGGAAGGGGACGAUGCCGAACCGGAACUGACACAUCUCUUUCAAGGAGCGGCCGAAAUGCUCGAAAAGGAAAACAACGAACCCGAACAAGUCGCCAAACCUCCAUCACAACUACAACCACUGGGAUAUGUCAAUGCCAGUGAUCAUACCGUCCGACGGGGGUCUUUUAGUCGGCUUCCACCAGAACAAACACCACGACCUCUCUUGCAGCCGCCCGAAGUCGUACACAACAGUAACAACAAACCACCCGCACUCGACGCCGAUGAGGGGUCCUUCCAAUCCUUCUUUUCCCAAAGCACGGCAGAAGAUUCUCAGUUUCGACGGGGCCGAGCUACUGUCGCGGACGAAAUGCCCCAUUUGGCACCGGAUUUCUUUUCCUUGCACGAUCAACACGGCAUUCCACGACCUCCCAUUGCCAAGGAUGACAUGAAGAGUAUUGCUUGGGUGGAAGAAUUGUCGUUGCAUGGAAUUCAUGCCGAUUCGGUGACGGGCAAACGAUUGAUGCAACUCACGCACAUGGCCGCAUCCAUGGCCGACUGUCCCGUGUGCUUUUUCAGUUGGCACGAUCCGACCAAUGAAUAUCGAAUCGGUCGGCCUUUGGGGAAUAGCAACGAUAAGGCGGUGCGCGACAUGUUGGAACAUUCCGGUCACGGCGUGCUCAGUCGAUCGGCCGAUGGCAAACCAUUUUCCUAUGGAUGUGUCCGAGCGCCGGCCAUUUGCAAUUACACACUCCAUCUCAAGAAACCAUUCGUGGUGCCGGAUUUGGCGGAAGAUGCUACCUUUCGGUAUAUUGCCGACAUGUCGGCGACACGGUUCUAUGCUGGGGUUCCAUUGGUGACGGCCGAUAAUUUGGUCCUAGGAACGCUUUCCGUGAUGGAUCUUCAACCGCGUCGUGAUUUUGAUACUACUGCUACCGACAAUGACGAUCAAGUUUCUUCCAAAAUGGCACAGCUGCAACAUUUUGGCUUUUUGGUACAACAAGAAAUCAUGGACUGGUACGCGGUCCACAAGGCAGAGCGGCUGCAUCGCUCUCAUUCCAAGCUACUCAUGACCACAAACAAAUCACAACCACCGCGAGGAGGAGAAGUGACCAUUGUACGAACCAGUGUGGAAGGUGCCGCGUCCUUGUGGAAACGAGAUCCGUCGGCCAUGCAGGCGGCAUUGGACGUGCAAGACAAUAUUCUGCAAAAACAGUUACAAAUGCACGAUGGAUACGAAGUCAGUUCGACCGAGGAAGGUGGCUUUUGUUUGGCAUUCCACGAUCCUUUGGAUGCCAUGCAGUUUGCGUUGGAUUGCCAAAUGUUGCUGUACGAAGCGCAAUGGCCACCCGAGAUUCAUGUCUUGCCAGGAGCGGCUCUCAAUGAGGCGGAAUGCUUCCGAGGACUGCGGGUGCGAAUGAGUAUUGCGCACGGUCGUGUCAAGCACAACCAGAAUGAAUCGACCGGCGCUGUCACAUACGGAGGCUUUGCCUACAAUGUGGCCAAGAGCUUGGAGCGGCUGGCCAAUGGUGGGCAAAUACUGGCAUUGGAGGAUACAUGGGAUCUCGUGGUUGCUUCCAGCAGGCGAGCUAAUGGGCGAUUCCAAGUGCUGGAUGUUGCCAAGCAGGUGGUACAGAUGGGGAAGAUUGUGCUUGGCACUGGUCAACGAUUUUCCGACGGGGUCAUGGCCAAGGGUGUGGUGCAGUUGAUACCGCAUCCCCUCUCGUACAAUUACUUCAAGGCGCGAAAGCGUACCAACACUCGCAUGCUUGCCCCCGAGCCAGAUAUGAACAUUAUCAUGGGUCGCAUGUUUCCGCCCCUCGACGUCGCCAGCAAUCGACUACUUUGUCCGUCAUUUCAUGACGCCCCUCAUGACGACAAUCAAGUAACGCUCAUGGUCAUGGAUUCAACUCUUCUUGCCGAAGGCCUGAGCGACAAGGAACUCCAGGUGGUCAACGCGAGACUCUUCCAUAUGGUUGGGUGCCUGGUCAACUCUUUUGGUAGUGGUGCAUAUCACUGCAAGGACCUGAUGGUUGCCUUUGAUGGACCUGCCAAUGCGCUGUGUUUCGGUUUCAUGCUGUUGCAAAAGCUGCGCGAUUGGCAUAUCCAAGGAGACCCCAACAAGAUUGGGAAUCGGCUCAAGAUUGGCUGUUUCCAGGGCGAGUUCUCUAGUAUGGGGCCACACAAGCGCACGGGGAGGGCGGUCUACAUUGGAAAAGUCGUGGACCGUGCUGUGAACGUGGCCGGCGCUGCUGCACCCGGAACAAUCUGCUUUGGAACCAUUGUUGCACCCGGUGCUCCCAUUUGGGUGUUGGAAUUCAAGCCUCCUUCUUUGGGCGGUGAUUCGGUGUCCAGCAUGACACAAUCACUACUCACCAGGGCUUCGUCCGUCGCGAGCAGUAAACGUCACGUCCGCGGCCUCAAACGAUAGCCUCCCUGACUGUUUGUGUUGCAUGGUUGUGUCAUCUGUAGAAUAGACUCAUUCAUCGGAUGUACAAGUACUAUAUCGAAAAUGGUACUACUAUAACUUCAUAGCUAGCUAUUUCAUUAACACAAUAGCACAUCAAAAGUACUAGUACCAAUUACUCC
Molecule: messenger RNA, 3800 nt
Organism: Seminavis robusta
Lineage: Eukaryota; Bacillariophyta; Bacillariophyceae; Naviculales; Naviculaceae
Source: the annotation of a GenBank genome assembly